This is a messenger RNA of Xyrauchen texanus (razorback sucker), 1149 nucleotides long. RefSeq names its product serine protease 1 (gene prss1). Gene Ontology annotation, biological process: proteolysis. The transcript has 4 exons. Gene Ontology annotation, molecular function: serine-type endopeptidase activity. The coding region runs from base 261 to 1142 and encodes 293 amino acids. NCBI's taxonomy places the organism in Eukaryota, Metazoa, Chordata, Actinopteri, Cypriniformes, Catostomidae. The record is from RefSeq and is a predicted model, not a curated record.
GCAACCUGGCUUUUUAAUAAUUCAUUAUGAAAUUGAAUAAAAGAUGCAUCCAUUAAUUAUUGAUUUGCGAUAUAUAAAUUGUACCAAAACAUGCUGGGAAGAGAAUGUUCUGUACAUUAUAUCAAACCAUAUGCUGGAUUCACACAACGUUUACUAUUUAAGGCUUAGGUAAUGCACAUAAAUGUAUGUAUGUCCUUGAGAAUUGUUUCUAGCAUUGGAGUAGAUAGAGUAUAUAAGGUGGGUCUUAGAACAUUCAGAGCAUGACACUCUCAGGCAACAUGAAGGCUCUCAUUCUCCUGGCUUUGUUCGCUGUGACCUACGCCGCUCCUAUUGAUGAAGAUGACAAAAUUGUCGGGGGAUUUGAGUGUACUAAGAAUGGUGUUCCAUACCAGGUUUCCCUGAAUAGUGGGUAUCACUUUUGUGGUGGCUCCCUGAUCAGCAACCUCUGGGUCGUGUCUGCUGCUCACUGUUACAAGUCUCGUGUCCAGGUUCGUCUUGGUGAGCAUAACAUUGAUGUUACUGAGAACACGGAGCAGUUCAUCAACUCUGCCAAAGUCAUCAGGCACCCCCGUUACAACAGCAAUAAUCUGGACAACGACAUCAUGCUGAUCAAGCUGAGCCAGCCUGCAAGCCUGAACAGUUAUGUUCAGACUAUCGCUCUGCCUUCAAGCUGUGCUGGAGCUGGUUCCAACUGCCUGAUCUCUGGAUGGGGCAACAUGAGUGCAAGUGGAAGCAACUACCCCAGCCGUCUAAUGUGCCUGUGGGCUCCUAUCCUGAGUGACAGCUCCUGCAAAAAUGCCUACCCAGGUCAGAUCUCCUCCAACAUGUUCUGUGCUGGUUUCUUGGAGGGCGGCAAGGACUCCUGCCAGGUAAGAUCUCUAUUAGUUUCACAUUUCGAUAUCACUCAAACUUAUCACUUGUCAGAGGGGCUGUUCCUUUUGUUUAUAGCAAUCCUUGAGCUAUCUGAAACACUUGUAUCUUGCAGGGUGACUCUGGUGGCCCAGUGGUAUGUAACAACCAGCUGCAGGGUAUUGUGUCUUGGGGUUACGGCUGUGCCCAGAGGAACAAACCUGGUGUCUAUGCCAAGGUUUGCAACUUUACCACUUGGAUCAGAGACACAGUCAACUCCAAUUAGGCUCUGAUAGAUUU